This is a messenger RNA of Pseudozyma flocculosa PF-1, 4626 nucleotides long. RefSeq lists its product as uncharacterized. NCBI's taxonomy places the organism in Eukaryota, Fungi, Basidiomycota, Ustilaginomycetes, Ustilaginales, Ustilaginaceae. The record is from RefSeq and is a predicted model, not a curated record. Gene Ontology annotation, molecular function: DNA-directed RNA polymerase activity; mitochondrial promoter sequence-specific DNA binding. Bases 1 to 4626 code for a protein of 1541 amino acids. Gene Ontology annotation, biological process: mitochondrial transcription. The transcript has 2 exons. Gene Ontology annotation, cellular component: mitochondrial DNA-directed RNA polymerase complex.
AUGAUCUCAAGACAGGCUGCUCUGCUCCGGAGAGCCCAGGCUCAGGCCGCUGCGUGCGCAUCGUCGGCCUCGUCGCUCCCCUCGACGUCGGCCGCGGCCACAGCGGCGGGCCCAUCCCAUCUCGGCUCCCCGCUCCUGCACCUCCGAUCAGCGCGCACAACACCCUCGCUCAGAUUACAGCAGCAGCAACAACAACAUCAGCGGUCCUCCUUUAGCUCAAAGGCGCCCUCCAGGCAGGCCUACCCGGCCGGCCCCGAGUCAUCGUCCACCUCCUCCUCUGCCGCUUCCUCAUCCGCACCUCACGACGGGCAACCGCCGCAUCCGCACGCCUGGAAGGACAGGCGCACCCACUUUAUGCCAUAUGCCUACGGCAGCGGCAGCCCCCUGACGAGGCUGCCCACCCCGCUGCCGCCAGACGUCGCCGAGCGCCAGGCCGAGAUGCGCAAGCUGCGCAGCAGGCUCGUCCCCAAGUCCGAGGACCCGCUCUCGGGCCUCUCGUUUGGCGACCUGUCGGGCCUGACGAUGAGCAACACCGACGAGAGCUUCUACCCGGCCUCCAAAUCGGUCGAGUUUGUCGGCAUCCUCAAGGCAUGCCUCGGCACCGGCCUCAUCAGCCGCGCCCACAAGCUCUUCUCCGACCUCCGCAACCAGGCCCAGACGCGCACGCGCGAGGCGUGGGAGUACCACACGCGUGGCGAGGGGGCCGACGACGCCGGCAGCCGCGGGCGGACCGCCAUCGACUCUGCCUCGGUGUCGCACUACGAGUCGCCGCUCGAGAUCUGGACGUACAACGCGAUGCUGCAGGCCUACCUGCGCAAGGCCUACACGGCCGAAUCGCUCGAGGGUACGAGCGAGUGGUUGUCGCGCGCCUGGGACCUGUGGCGCGACAUGGAGCUGGGCGGCGAGCCGCUGUCGGUCGGAGGUCCUCCCUCGGCCGACCUCAAGCCCAACGCGGCGACCAUCGCCACCAUGGCGCGCGGCAUCGUCGGCCUCCAGAGGAGCGGGCGGUACCCGUCGUCGGCGCCCUCGGUCGAGACGCUGAUCAGCGCCGCCAAGCGAUCCGGCAUCUCGUUCCACCCGAUCCUCACCUCGACGAUUUUCCACUCGACGGACGCCGCAGCCGUCGGGCAGACGGACGCCGCCGCCGCCGAGCAGCCGGACGACAAGCCGCGCGAGGGUGAGCCGGACGCCAUGACCGUUCUGCGGGUGCUCAGCACGACGGCCUCCGAGAUCGGCGACGCCGGCGUCGUCCACGAGCUGCAGUCGGUGCAGAGCGUGCUCGAGGGCCAGAGCGCCGCGAGCGAGGCGGCGACGAGCGCAUCGCAGAAGGUCAACCCGCUCGAGGGCGUGCCGGAGCUGAUGCCGGUCAAGACGACGUCCAAGGCGAGCAAGUCGGGCAAGGAGCCCGUCGCCCCCGAGGGCGAGAUGCCGUUCAACCUGUCGUCGCUGCGCGAGAACCUGUCGAUCGUGCAGGAGGCCCGCAUGACGAUCAGCGACCCGUACGAGCGGCAAAAGUGGCUCGAGCACAGCGCGCUCGACGCGGCGCGCAAGCGGCUCGAGCACUCGGUCGAAAAGAUGGAGGAGCUGGGCCUCCAGACGACGGGCGCGCUGCAGUCCAAGAAGCUGCAGACCUGGAUGUGGGAGUGGUACAACAAGCUGCAGGCGGCGCUCAAGGCCGACAUUGACCGGAUCCACGAGGCCGACGAGGGCCCCGUCCGGCGCUCGUUGCCGUCGAUGGAGCUGCAGAUCCUGCCCUUCCUGCGGCUGCUGCCGACGUCGAAGCUGGCGCUCAUCACCAUCCUCGAGCUGAUGCGCAUGUCGGGCAACGGCGGCGUCGCCGACGGCAUGAAGACGACGCGCGCCCUGCUCGCCGUCGGCCGCGCCGUCGAGCUCGAGUACCACGCCGACGUGGUGCGCAAGAACCCGCAGAUCUUCCAAAACGCCCACGCCGCCCAGACGGUGCUCAAGAAGCGCGGCCUGAUUGACCUGGCGGCGCGGCGCGAGAUCAAGGCGUGGCAGGAGCAGAUGGAGGAGGACGGCGUCAUGUCGCAGAUCCCCAAGUGGACGCAGAUCAUGCGGGCGCGCGUCGGCAGCUACUUGGUGCAGCACCUGCUCCAGGUGGCCACCGUCCACCGCAAGGCGACGGACCGCGACGGCGUCGUGUGGGAGGAGGAUCAGCCGGCCUUCUACUCGGCCUACCAGUACCUCGGCGGCAAGAAGCUCGGCGUCAUCAAGCUCAACGACGCCAUCGCCAAGCGGCUGGACAAGGACUCGUUCCAGGAGACGCUCCACCCGCGCCACCUGCCCAUGCUGGUGCCGCCCAAGCCCUGGACGACGCACGACUCGGGCGGAUACUACUCGGUGCGCCAGAGCGCCAUGCGCUUCAAGGACAGCGCCGAGCAGGGCUCCUACCUUCGCGCCGCGUCGGAAAACGGCAGCCUCGACACGGUGCUGGCCGCGCUCGACGUACUCGGUCAGACGUCGUGGAAGAUCAACCGCCCCAUCUUUGACGUCAUGACCGAGGUGUGGAACUCGGGCAAGGACAUCGCCGACAUGCCGCCCGUCGCCAUGGAGACGCCCGAGCCGGACAAGCCGUACAACUACGACCAGGACAUCAAGGCGCGCAGCGUCUACCUGCAGCGCCUCAAGCAGUGGAACGCCCAGCGCGCGUCCAACCACUCGCAGCGCUGCGACGUCAACUACAAGCUCGAGAUCGCCCGCGCCUUCCUCGGCGAAAAGUUCUACUUCCCGCACAACAUGGACUUCCGCGGCCGCGCCUACCCGAUGCCGCCCCACCUCAACCACAUCGGCAACGACCUCUGCCGCGGCCUGCUCAAGUUUGCCGACGCCAAGCCGCUGGGCGAGGCGGGCCUGCGCUGGCUGCGCAUCCACCUGGCCAACGUCUACGGCUACGACAAGGCCAGCUUUGCCGAGCGUGAGCAGUUUGCCGUCGACCACGAGGCCGACCUGCGCGACAGCGCCACCAACCCGCUCAACGGCCGCGGCUGGUGGCUCCAGGCCGACGACCCGUGGCAGUGCCUCGCCACGUGCAUGGAGCUCCAGGCGGCCCUCGACCACCCCGAGGGCCCGCACGCGUUCGAGUCGGGCCUGCCCGUCCACCAGGACGGCACGUGCAACGGCCUUCAGCACUACGCCGCCCUCGGCGGCGACCUGCAGGGCGCCAAGCAGGUCAACCUCUCGGGCGGCGACCGCCCCGCCGACGUCUACACGGGCGUCGCCGAGCUCGUCAUCAAGGUGCUCGACGACGACGCCGCCAAGGGCGAGCGGCUGGCGCAGCUGCUCCAGGGCAAGGUGACGCGCAAGGUCGUCAAGCAGACGGUCAUGACGACCGUCUACGGCGUCACGUUCGUCGGCGCCAAGAACCAGGUGAUGCGCCAGCUGGCCGACCGCGGCGACGUGCCCGCCGAGGACCUGUUUGCCGCCGCCAGCUACAUGGCCAAGGUCAUCAUGAGCUGCAUCGGCGACCUCUUCCAGGGCGCCCAGAAGAUCCAGGACUGGUUGUCGGCGUCGGCCAAGAUGAUUGCCAAGUCGAUCCCCGCCCAGCGCGUCGAGGAGGCGGUGCGCCCCUACCAGCCGCUCCAGUCGACGUCGGCGCGCGCCGCCGCCAAGGGCUACAGCCGCGACCCGGCGCGCGCCGACCGCAUCGUCAAGGAGCAGAUGACGUCGGUCAUCUGGACGACGGCGCUCGGCCUGCCCGUCGUGCAGCCGUACCGCAAGGUCAAGAAGCGCCAGGUGACGACGGCGAUGCAGACCGUCUUUAUCCACGACCCGCUGUCCAACUCGGAGGUGUCGCCGGGCAAGCAGGCGAGCGCGUUCCCGCCCAACUUUAUCCACUCGCUCGACGCCACGCACAUGAUCCUGACGGCGCUCGAGUGCCACGCGGCCGGGCUGACCUUCGCCUCGGUGCACGACAGCUACUGGACCCACGCGUGCGACAUCGACACGAUGAGCGAGAUGAUCCGCGAGACGUUUAUCCGCCUCCACACCCAGGACAUCCUGCCGCGGCUGCGCGACGAGUUCCUCGAGCGCUACGCCGGCUACAAGGUGCCCGUCGUGUCGCUCAACUCGACGCAGGCGUCGCGCAAGAGCCGCGCGGCCAAGCGGCGGGCGAGCGAGACCGAACCCGAGACGGUGCUGGUGCUGCCCGACGACGAGUACGUCGACCGCUCGCCGAGCAGCGGCCGCAGCAGCCGCGGCGUCGAUGACGACGAGGGCGACGACCACCUCGAUUCCGAGGGCGAGGGCGAGGCCGACGUCGAGGGCAUCGCCGACGAGGCGGGCCUGCUGGGCUCGGCGCCCGAGGACGCCGACUUUGCCGAGAGCAUGAGCGUCGACGAGGGCGACGUCUCUGCCACGGGCUCCGCUACCUCCGGCGGCGACGACGAGGGGGCGGCGACGACGACGACCAAGGGCGCCAAGGGUUCGAAGGCCAAGGGCAAGGGCGCGGUGGGCCGUCCCAAGAAGGCGGCCGGCGCCGCUACGACGACGUGGGAGGAGCGGUUCAAGGCCAAGUUUGUCGACCUCGAAGACAUCCUGCCGCCGCUGCCCGAAAAGGGCAACUUUGACGUCAACGAGAUCCAGAAGUCGCUCUACUUUUUCUCGUAG